CUCACAUUGAAUGAGCGAGGAGAGAGCAGCAUCUUGCUGCAACCUUGCUACAAUUGCUUCGUCCAAUCAACACACACGCACACAGCUCACGCAAUUUCUGUCACCCUCCCGGCACUUGUUAAAGCUCUUCCCCUAAUUGUCACUCCAUUUCCACUCUCCUCGACUUUCUGACUUGAGAUUGUGGAGGAGUGAGGAGGAUGAGCAGCGCAGAGAGCAGCGACAUGCAGCUGCUGGAGAUUUCCCGGCGAGCUCGAAAACUGGCACAGAUGAUCAACUCGUUGUUCAAGGUGCAGAAUUUCGAUGGGAGAAGCAAGCGCGUCCCCAGCGGCGUCCUUCUGGAGGAUUCUUUGAGCGUGACGGCCAACGCGAAGGAGGAGGAGAAGGUAGAGGUGGGGAGAAAGCUCGGAGCAGAGGAAGGUGAGCAAUUCGGGAGCUGCUCCUGGAGGAGCUGCUGCCAUGAAGAGGAGGAGGAGGUCAAGAAGGUGAUCAGAGAGAGCUUGCUGUUGAGCUCUCGCGAAGACGACAAAGCAUCUUCUAGCAGAUCGUUACGGUCCUACAUCAGAAGCGGCGAAUUCGGCUCGUCGUUCCGAGAGGAGGAGGAGGAGGAGGCGAUAGAGAUCAAGAAUCCAGAGAAGAAUUUACGACGACCUCAAGGAAAGAUGGCAACUCCCAAUUUGACCGCAAGGCUCAUGGGCCUGGAAGAGCUCCCUGCAAGAGAAACAGCCACCGCCACCGCCACCGCCGCCGCCGCAGCCGCAACCAAGGUCAAGCCCGAGAGGGAGAGUCCAAGCGUGUCUCGCGACGGUGCGCUGGAGAGAGUGACUCUGCUGAGCAUCAUCGAGCGAGAGAAGGCUGCGAAGCUUGAUGGCUCCAGUUUCUCAGACGCCAAUUUCUGUGCGAUAGCGAUGCAAAAACCAACUUGGGGCCGCGAAGAAGAGGAACAAGAGCCCUUGAACUCCUCCAGUAGAUUGAAGAAGGACAAUAUCGAGCACCAACCAUUGCCUCAGGCGAAGAAAACUACAGCGACGUCGAGUGCAAAGAGCAGUAUGAACCACUCUGUAACAAGUCCUGGAAAGAAAUUAGCUACUGGAGUAAAACCAGCACAAAAGAUUAAUGCCAAACUCAAGACUUCCAGCGAGAAAGUUGAAGGGACGAGUAAGGGAGAAGAUGAUGCGUCAGUAAUGGUAAUGGAUAUUUCACCUGCUCAGUCUAACAAAGACAGCUCGCGACCUUCCAAUAAUGAGCAUUCCGAUAAAGAUGGGAAGAUCGACUGCGAAAUCAGGGCCAAAACCAGCCAAUUUGUUGGAGCAAGUCGCCGCCCUUCGGAUUCCAUCAACAACCGCCUUGGCAACGCUAAUAAAAGAGUUGCAGGCGAGGUGAAGAAGCAUCUUGACAACUCGCUCCUCGAAGCUUGCCAGCUGAGCACUAUUUAUGAAGCGACAAGCACCAACGCAGAAACCACCGAUUUGUACCUGGGCUGCGCACGCGAGUUGUUACAGCGCAGAAGACGAUAUCAGGAGCUGCUGGCGCACCAUCCUCGGUUCGCGACUAGCUCGUCUGGGCGUGGAUCGUCGACGCAUGAUCUGGCAGGGGAGAUCUGCAAGGGAAUCAGGAAGCUAAUUGGGGAGUACAGUGUGGUCAUUGGACAUGGACAUGGCAGUGAGAGGGAUGGUCUUUACGUGAAGCUGGAGAGGGACCUGGAGUGCAAAGAUGUGGCUCUGAAUGCCGUGUGGGACGAUGGGUGGAGGGCCGGCCUGGGAGGGGAGGCAGCGGCGGAGGUGGUCGGCCAGCUCGAAGAGAUGGUGGUGGCUGAGUUGAUGGAGGAGGUGGCCUGGCCAUGGGGUUGAACGCAUGCAUGUAACUAAUUAAGGUGGAGGAAUGAAUGUACCUUUGUAAUUGGAGAGGUAGUCGCUCAGGUACUUUUCCAGGAGUCCGAUCAUGCUCGAAUUCUUCGCCAUCCAUGUUCAUCAAUAUUUAUUUCUCAAAACAUAGAGUUAACUUUCCAA
Messenger RNA from Zingiber officinale, 2006 nucleotides. RefSeq lists its product as uncharacterized. Lineage: Eukaryota; Viridiplantae; Streptophyta; Magnoliopsida; Zingiberales; Zingiberaceae. Bases 198 to 1847 code for a protein of 549 amino acids. The record is from RefSeq and is a predicted model, not a curated record. The transcript has 4 exons.